This is a messenger RNA of Penicillium hordei, 1605 nucleotides long. Its product is annotated as AMP-binding enzyme domain protein. Gene Ontology annotation, molecular function: CoA-ligase activity. Gene Ontology annotation, biological process: secondary metabolic process. The coding region runs from base 1 to 1605 and encodes 534 amino acids. The transcript is spliced from 3 exons. Lineage: Eukaryota; Fungi; Ascomycota; Eurotiomycetes; Eurotiales; Aspergillaceae. The record is from RefSeq and is a predicted model, not a curated record.
AUGAUUUUUGAUUCAUUAUUACCUCUUCCAUCGUUGCCUCAGGCCGAUGUCUUUUCUUACAUCUUUCGCCAUGGACGGCAAGAUUAUCCCAAAGACCGUGUUCUAUAUCAAAUAGACGGGACUGAGGAGACGUUGACGUUGAGCCAGUUAGAACAGCGGAGCCUGCAAUUGGCCCGCCACUUGAAAGCCGAAUAUCGAAUCCAACCUCAGGAUGUGGUAGCGAUAUUUUCUCAUGAUCUAAUCCAAUAUCCCAUUGCCUACUUUGGCUGUAUCGCUGCGGGAGCCACAGUGGCCCUGAUUCCAGUUCAGAAACAGCAAAAUGAGAUGGACGUUGUCUCGCAUCUCAAACUGGUCAAUGCAAAGCUGAUUCUGACUGAUCAAAAGCUGAUUUCCCUGACAAAGAAGGCAUUGAGCCACUAUCGCGAUAUUCCGCUGCUUACUUUGGAUCGCGGAUCCGCAUCAUAUCCGAAUCUGGAAGACAUGCUGGUGGAACCGAGAUGCCGCGAUGAUAGCCAUUUCGCCCCGGUUUUCGAAUUGACUACCAAUGCCCAGGCGGAAGAAUACACAGGCUUUAUCAAUCGCACCAGCGGUUCCACUGGAAGUAUGAAGUCCGUUCUAGUCAGCCACGCCCAUUUCAUCGCAACGAUGGAAGCCACUCGCCUCACAGUUCCAUCCACCACCAACCCAGACGAAGAUGUUUGGAUCUCCCCCCUGUCUCUCGGCUUCUUCAUCAACGCCAAGUUGCAUAUGGGUCUUAACAUCUUACUGGGAAUUCCGGUGGUGCUGAUGAGGGAAUCCCUCGAAUCAUCCAAUAUCGAUGUCAUCCCCCGUCACGGGAUCACGUUCCUCUUUGUUGCGCCGCCAUUGGCUGCGAAGCUUGCGUCCGACCGUAGCGAAACAGACCUAAGCAGCAUAAAAUGGAUCUUGAGUGCGGGCAGCCCCAUUAGCGAAGGCGUUCGCGACGCCCUAUCCUGCCGCUUUGACGGACUGCCAUUGACAAUGGAAUGGGCCUCGGCCGAAACGAUGCUCCUCACUAUCCAGACCGAAGACAAAUCUUCCCGCCGGCCCGGAUCAAGUGGAACGCUGGUCAACGGUGUGCAGGCUAAGGUCAUUGACACGGAAACUGGCGCUCCGUGUGGGGUUGGCGAGUCGGGGAGAACUCUACGAUACAAGGAUAACGAGGUGGCCAACCGUGCCUUCACCUCAGACGGAUGGUUCCAGACAGGCGAUUACGGGUACAUUGAUGAAGACAGCAACGUCUAUAUUCUCGACCGUCUCAAGGAGCUAAUCAAGGUCGGCGAGGGCUACGGAUCACAUGUUUCGGCCGCCGAGCUGGAGGGAAUCAUCUUCGGUCACCCUGCUGUGGGCAGUGUUGUCGUGGUGGGGUGCCGCGAUGAAGCUGCCCAACUGGACCGACCGACUGCAUUUGUUGUUUUGAGGCCCGAAUUCCGUGAAAAGCCAGAACAGGCGAAGGAGGAUAUCGAGCGAUAUGCGGGUGAGGGACUGACUGGUUUGCAAUGUCUGUCCGGUGGGGUCCGCUGUAUCGAUCAGAUUCCAGUGACGGGAUUCAAGAUCAACCGGAGGGCUUUGAGGAGCAUGGCCUAG